UCACAGACUGAAAUCACUCCUGUCCGGCUAGUCGUUGAGUGCUGGUGUUCCUCUGUGAUCUGUGCAGUAUUCCCAAGCAAUAGUCUCAGGCUACGAACAUCGCCAUGAAGUGCUUUCUGCUCGUCUGCUUGGCUCUCGUGGGCCUCGUGGCCGCCGAGAAGACCGCCAAUGGCCCCACAGUGACCGAUCAGGUGUACUUCGACAUGAAGAUUGGCAAUGAGGACGUGGGACGCAUCGUGAUCGGCCUCUUCGGAGGCUCCGUACCCAAGACUGUGCGUAAUUUCAAGGAAUUGGCGGAGAAGGGCGAAGGCGACGGCUACAAAGGCAGCAAAUUCCACCGUGUGAUUCGCGACUUCAUGAUCCAGGGAGGCGACUUUACGCGAGGCGAUGGAACUGGAGGUCGUUCGAUUUACGGCGAUCGCUUUGAGGAUGAGAACUUCAAGCUGAAGCAUUAUGGCGCCGGAUGGCUGAGCAUGGCGAACGCCGGCAAGGACACGAACGGCUCGCAGUUCUUCAUCACCACGAAGAAGACGCCGUGGCUCGACGGACGCCACGUGGUGUUCGGCAAGGUGGUCAAGGGCAUGGAUGUGGUGAGGAAGAUCGAGAGCACCAAGACUGACGGACGCGACAAGCCCGAGAAGGACGUCGUGAUCGCCGAUUGCGGCUCGAUUCCAAUGACUGCCGAGGAGCAGUUCGCCGUGGAGAAGAGCGACGCCACGGAAUAGGCUGUCCGCCGCGACUAGAGGAGGUAGGAACUACAGAUUCACUUCAGGUUCAACAUUUUCACGAAAAGUCCGAAGAGAUUUAUGUCUCUUUUUUUGUAAUAAACGAUGAUUGAGAAGGAAAAAA
Messenger RNA from Phlebotomus argentipes, 849 nucleotides. RefSeq names its product peptidyl-prolyl cis-trans isomerase B. Bases 105 to 725 code for a protein of 206 amino acids. Gene Ontology annotation, biological process: protein peptidyl-prolyl isomerization; protein folding. Gene Ontology annotation, cellular component: intracellular membrane-bounded organelle. NCBI's taxonomy places the organism in Eukaryota, Metazoa, Arthropoda, Insecta, Diptera, Psychodidae. Gene Ontology annotation, molecular function: peptidyl-prolyl cis-trans isomerase activity. The record is from RefSeq and is a predicted model, not a curated record. The transcript has 4 exons.